AUGGCAGUCAAACCGCUCACCCAAAAGCCCAAACCAAACCUCGUCCGCCAAUUUUCCAACUUCAUCCACACAGUCACAGGCCUCGAGAAGACCUGCCGUCUCAUUCAAUCCUUCGCCCAAAUCGUAAUACAGCUCAAUAUUCCCCCGGGGUCAACCACAACCGCGCAAUGGGAGACUGCCAUAUCGCAAAUCGCGCUGACGAGACGGUUUUUCCGCUUCUUCGCGUUCAUCGAUUGCUUUAGCCAGGUGUAUGGGCUGCUUGGCGGGGCGCAGAGUCUGGGGUUGUUUAUGACCUUGGUUGAAAUUGGGAGGUGGAGUUGUUUGGGGCUGUAUCUUGUGCUGGAGGACUUGACUAUUCUCCAUGCGUUGGGCGUCCACCCCGUCGCCUGGAAUACGCCUGUCCUGGUCGAAGCCUUCAAAUUCUGGUUCUAUUCUCUUGCAUUAUCCGUCUUUGGUGCUGUUUGCGGUUUACUAUUUACUUCAUCUUCACCUGCUAGUAAUAAGACCAGCAACAAUGAGAAAAAGAAAGAGAACAAGAAUGCCGAGAAGACGGCACCCAAUACCGACGAUUCUCAAGCCAAGGCCCAGAGAACUGCCCUCAUGAAGCGCAUCGUGGCCGACGGAUGCGAUCUCCUGAUUCCGGGGGUGUUCGUCGGCUGGAUGCAGAUUAGUGAUCUGAUGAUUAGCGUGACGAUGGUGAUCAGUACGGUUGUUUCUGGGGGAGACGCUUGGGUGAAGGCGCAGGAGUGA
Aspergillus nomiae NRRL 13137 is the source of this 750-nucleotide messenger RNA. Its product is annotated as PEX11 domain protein. Gene Ontology annotation, cellular component: peroxisomal membrane. Lineage: Eukaryota; Fungi; Ascomycota; Eurotiomycetes; Eurotiales; Aspergillaceae. Gene Ontology annotation, biological process: peroxisome fission; regulation of peroxisome size. The transcript has 3 exons. The record is from RefSeq and is a predicted model, not a curated record. Bases 1 to 750 code for a protein of 249 amino acids.